CUUUGAUGAAGCUCCCUCGCACGAUUCCAUCACUCUCAAGCUCUCAUUUCCUUCACACCUCCAGAAACGUAACCUCAGUGAUCGAAUCCUCUCAAAAAGAUUCGCAAUUCGUCGAUGCCGUCAAAAGAAUCGUGCGUGGGAAACGAAGCUGGGAGAUCGCAUUGAGCAGAGACCUCGUCUCGAGACGAUUGAAGCCAACCCACGUCGAAGAGAUCCUGAUCGGAACCCUAGAUGAACCCAAACUCGGUCUAAGGUUUUUCAAUUUCCUCGGCCUUCACAGAGGAUUCGACCACUCGACGGCGUCGUUUUGCAUCUUGAUCCAUUCCUUGGUCAAAUCCAAUCUCUUCUGGCCAGCGUCGUCGCUGUUACAGACGCUUCUCCUUCGUGGGCUUAACCCAAGUGAGGCUUUUUACUCCCUUUUUAGCAGUUACGAGAAAUGUUGUAAGCUUAGUUCGAAUUCAAGCUCGAGUUUUGAUUUGUUGAUUCAGCAUUAUGUAAGAAUUAGGAGAGGUUUAGAUGGUGUUUUGGUGUUUAGGAUGAUGACGAAAUCUGGUUUAUUACCUGAAGUUAGAACCUUGAGUGCGUUGUUACACGGUUUAGUUCAUUCUAGGCAUUAUGGUGUGGCGAUGGAGAUGUUUGAGGAGAUGAUCAGUGUUGGUGUUCGUCCUGAUGUGUAUAUAUACUCAGGGGUUAUACAUAGCUUAUGUGAGUUGAGAGAUCUCUCUCGAGCUAGAGAGAUGAUUGUUCGUAUGGAGGAAAGUGGGUGUGAUUUGAGUAUAGUUCCGUAUAAUGUGUUGAUUAAUGGGCUUUGUAAGAAGCAGAGGGUUUGGGAGGCUGUUGAGUUAAAGAAGAGUUUAUCUAGAAAGGAUCUGAAGCCAGAUGUUGUGACAUAUUGUACUUUAGUCCACGGGUUGUGUAAAGUGCAGGAAUUUGAAGUGGGAUUGGAGAUGAUGGAUGAGAUGUUAUGUUUGAGAUUUAGUCCUAGUGAAGCUGCAGUUUCAAGUUUGGUAAAAGGGUUAAGGAAGAGGGGGAUGAUUGAAGAGGCGCUUAACUUGGUUAAAAGAAUAGCGGAGAGUGACGUGUCUCCUAAUCUGUUUGUGUAUAAUGCAUUGCUUGACUUAUUGUGCAAAUGUAGAAAGUUUGACGAAGCUGAGUUGGUGUUUGAUAGGAUGGGGAAGAUUGGCUUGUGUCCGAACGGUGUGACUUAUUCAGUUUUGAUAGAUAUGUUUUGCAGAAGAGGGAAACUUGACACUGCCUUUAGUUUCCUGGGGAAAAUGAUUGAUUCUGGUUUGAAACCAACUGUUUAUCCAUACAAUUCUCUGAUUAAUGGACACUGCAAGUUCGGUGACAUUAGUGCAGCUGAGAGUUUCAUGGCGGAGAUGAUUAAUAAAAAGUUGGAGCCAACAGUGGUAACAUACACAUCACUGAUGGGUGGAUAUUGCAGCAAAGGGAAAACACACGAUGCUCUUAGACUCUAUCAUGAGAUGACAGGGAAAGGUAUUGCGCCGAGUAUCUACACAUUCACCACGCUUAUAUCCGGUCUUUUUCGAGGCGGGUUGAUUCGUGAUGCAGUAAAGCUAUUUAACGAGAUGGUUCAAUGGGACAUUAAACCAAAUAGAGUGACUUAUAAUGUCAUGAUUGAAGGUUAUUGCGAGGAAGGAGACAUGGGUAAAGCUUUUGCGUUGCAGAGUGAGAUGAUAGAGAAAGGUAUUGAACCAGAUACAUUUACCUAUAGAUCGUUGAUACACGGACUGUGUCUAACAGGUCGAGCAUCUGAAGCCAAAGAGUUUGUAGAUAGUCUUCACAAAGAGAACCAUGAGCUGAAUGAGAUAUGCUAUACCACACUCUUACAUGGGUUUUGCAGAGAAGGAAGAUUAGAGGAGGCGUUAAGUGUUUGUGAGGAGAUGGUACAAAGAGGGGUGGAUUUAGACCUUGUGUGUUACGGUGUUCUUAUAGAUGGAAGUUUAAAGUACAAAGAUCGAAAGAUGUUUCUUGGACUUCUAAAGGAGAUGCAUGGUAAAGGACUCAAGCCUGAUGAUGUGAUCUAUACAAGUAUGAUUGAUGCAAAAAGCAAAACGGGAGAUUUUGAGGAAGCAUUUGGGAUAUGGGAUUUGAUGAUAACCGAAGGAUGUGUACCUAAUGAAGUCACUUACACUGCUGUUAUCAAUGGAUUAUGCAAAGCAGGAUUUGUAAAUGAAGCUGAGAUUUUACGUUCAAAAAUGCUGUCUCCUAACCAAGUAACAUAUGGUUGUUUUCUUGACAUUCUCACCAAAGGAGAAGGAGACAUGCAGAAGGCUGUUGAGCUCCAUGAUGCUAUAUUGAAAGGGCUUUUAGCUAACACCGCUACGUACAAUAUGUUGAUCCGUGGGUUUUGUAGACAGGGGAGAAUGGCUGAAGCUUCUGAGCUUCUGACGAGGAUGACAGGGAAUGAUGUUUCGCCUGAUUGUAUAACCUACACAACGAUGAUCUAUGAGUUUUGUAGGAAGAAUGACGUGAAGAAAGCGAUUGAGUUAUGGAACUCGAUGAUGGAAAGAGGUGUAAAGCCUGAUAGAGUAGCGUAUAACACUAUUAUACACGGUUGUUGUUUGUCGGGGGAGAUGGAGAAAGCCAUUGAAUUGAGGAAUGAGAUGUUGAGACAUGGAUUGAAGCCUAACUCCAAAACAUGCGGAGAAACUAUGUUGAAUGAUUCUAGUUCGAAUGACCCAUUUUGUAAUUGUAUUAGUUGAAACAUGCAUUGACAUCUCAAUCAGUUAAAAAUAGAAAAUAAUAUUAUCAGUCUGAACCCCUGUUUCCUUUUGGCCUUCAGUUCCAGAAACCUUAGCUUGCAGUCAUCCUGGACUGCCAUUACCGACACAGC
Messenger RNA from Eruca vesicaria subsp. sativa (arugula), 2857 nucleotides. The record is from the annotation of a GenBank genome assembly. Lineage: Eukaryota; Viridiplantae; Streptophyta; Magnoliopsida; Brassicales; Brassicaceae.